Sorghum bicolor (sorghum) is the source of this 1823-nucleotide messenger RNA. RefSeq lists its product as uncharacterized. Bases 738 to 1235 code for a protein of 165 amino acids. The record is from RefSeq and is a predicted model, not a curated record. The transcript is spliced from 3 exons. NCBI's taxonomy places the organism in Eukaryota, Viridiplantae, Streptophyta, Magnoliopsida, Poales, Poaceae.
UCUCUUUCUCUCUGUGUAUCUCUCUCUCUCUCUCUCUCUCUCUCUCUCUCUAGUUUUAGCAAGUGUUGAGCUGUAUUAGGCUUGUGGUGUGUGUGGUGCAGGGGUGUAGUGACAAGGGUUGCAUAUUUAUAGGGUGAGAAUCUGAGAGGGGGCGUGUGAUUUCACUUGGCCAUGUGGGAGAGAACUAGGUUCUAAGCUGUAGACUGAGCUGUAAGGAGGUAUACUUGGAGCUAUCACUGACCAUCAGUUUUUCUGAACUUGCCCAUAUCUUAUGACUGUGUGCAACUAUUAUUGGCUAGGAGUAGGGUGGCUCCCUGCUUAUAGUUUAAUCCAAAGAGGAAAACCUAUAAGGACCUCCCAAUGCUAGUCAAAUAUAGCAUGGUAUAGGCUUCUGCCUCACUUGACACAGUUAAAAUAUUACUCUUGUUUUUGUUCUCCGUAUCAUCAAUCGUGUCAGCAAGUUAGCCAUUCUGACCUGGGCAAGAUAUUUGGCCCUCGACGACAAAAUGCAAACAAAGAAAGGUUCAUGAGAGAUUGUAUUUUGUUUCCGAUUAGUUGUAUGUUCUGAAUAGGCACUGACAGUGGUUUGCAUCUUCUCUUCAGAUGCUGCUGCAACUCCAAACAGGGCAUGGAAGUGUAUCACUCAGCACGCUUGCGAUCGCUGUGGACGAGAUUGUGGAAGCAGCUGCUGGCCUUUUGAAGGGUGAACAGUGGCAUGGCUGGCUGGGGGCAAGGGCAUGCAGCUGUUGAGGCUAGAGGACAGCUCGAGAAAUUGGACUUUCAGUUACUGGGGAGUCAUGCAAGCUGGAAGCAGCAGUGGGUUUGCAAGAGAUGCUGUUGCAGAAACAGGAGAGAGGCCGACAUCGAUCUCGUUCUCUCAAAUGUCCAGAAAUCAAGUUACAGCAAGCAUGGGGCAUCAUAUAUGGGGAGAUUGCAUUCACAUUCACCGCCACUCAUCUACAAGGUCUGUCGCAGCCAGCCAUGGUAAACAGGAGAGAGGCCGACAUCGAUCUCGUUCUCUCAAAUGUCCAGAAAUCAAGUUACAGCAGGCAUGGGGCAUCAUAAGUGGGGAGAUUGCAUUCACAUUCACCGCCACUCAUCUACAAGAUCUGUCGCAGCCAGCCAUGUUUCGAGUUCAGAAAUUAAUCCUCCUCGGUGGAUCUCCGGCGUCGAUCGGCACUCUGGCUGGCAUUUGGCGUAGAGCUACAGUGAACAUAUUAGCCGGGAGGGGGUAGUAGGGAUCGAUCUGGAGUUCUCGAUAUGGUAUCUGGGGGGGCACUGUGGUGCCGUCACUCCAGCCGUCCACUCGCAAUUUGGACAGACAGUGCCACGAUGCUCUUGACAGAGCCGCGCCCAGGCCGAAUCUUUUUCAAAUUUGUGUGGAUCGAUCGCUAGCUGGAUGGCUGCCCGGCGUGUAGCCUGUAGCCCCGGCCAAAACAGCCCCCCCCCCCCCUAAAAAAACUAGAGAUUCGUUACCUACCCACAGCCACAGGGCCGGACACAGGAGAUGAAGAACGAACGGGGGCGUAAGCAAAUCUUAAGUGCUUAUGAUGAUCCACUGUCACUCUGUCUGUCAGGGCUAGCAAGAAAACAGGAUGUGUGCUCUAGCACUGAACAGGAUCAUCAGAGAACGGUUUGGUUGGUGUAUUCCUGCCUGGUUUUUUUCCCCUCCCGGUUGCCCAAUGGCCUACUGUGGCCGUUGUAUCCGGUCUGUAAGCUUCACGUGUGCUGACAACACGAGACAUACAUAUAUUUAUAUUUAUAUAUGCAUAUGCAUGCCCCAGUCCCCCAGGUGAUGGCAUGGCAUAUUGGCAUGGCUGGCA